AUGCUCAUGUCACCGCCCCCGCCGCUAGCGCCGCCCGCGCCACCCGCGUUCCCUCUCGCCCCACUUCCCUUCCUCCUGGACCUCACGUGUCCCAUCCAACUCCCCACCAACGCCAAGGCGGCUACUACCCCAUGGCCAUUCGCCGUCGCCGGGCCAAGUGCGGCCCCCGACGAGACGCUACAAUCCUACGUCACGCGCCGCUACUAUGAGGCAGUGUACCUAGGCGAGAUGCUCGCGCCGCUCGCGGGACUGGUGGCCGACUUGCAGCGCGCAGCUGUGAACGAUGGAUUUGCCAGCGUCGCUCAAGGCCUGAUCGUUCCCCUCAUGGCGACCGAGGAACGGCAUCGACGCACGCUCGCACCAGUCGUGUCGGCCUUGCUCUCAAGUGGCAACACACUAGCGGGGAAGGCGCGGAUCGACACUGCUGUCAUCGCUGCCGCUCUGGAGAACAUGGAACGGGGCGUCCUCGAGGCGGGCGUCGGGCUACGCGCGAACUCGCGGGUCGUUGUUGAUGGCGCCCGUGGACUAGCCCAGCGCACACUGAGUCAGGAGUUCGAGAUGCGCGAAGUUAUGCUCCAGCUCAUCCUCCUCCUCAUGUACCGCGCGGCGCGACCCGAGUCCAUGGAGCCCAAGCAGAAACGGAAGAAGGAAUCACUGUCUCCGACCGAGGACACGGACGCUGCCCUCGUGCACCUCACGGACCGCAUCAGCGUGUGGUUGGCGAUGAGCGAGCUAGACAUCGAAGGGGGAAAGGGCAAGGCUCGCGCCGACAGUGGGCCAGCCAGUGCAGUCAUGGCGUUUUGGGCCGUACUGACGACCUUCCUCCCGCGCGAGGCCGCAUUCCUCACUGCUUUCCACAUCAAGGUCUUUGGAAAGGAGAUUCCCCCAGAACUCGUGCCACAGAAGAAGCGGCGCAAGCCAGAAGUUACGCACCGCCUACCACGGCGCUCGUCACUUUCCUCCACCGCAUCCGGACCCACAUCCAUGGCAAUGGGCCGGAGCAGCUCGCGCACAUCUGCUGCUUCACCGCAGCGCUCACUGCUCGACCUUGACCUUGAACCUGAGCCGAAACGUGCGCGGCAGUUCCAAGCGCGCCCGCUUCCCAAGCUCAAGCGCGCCAACUCGAUGGCCACGCGACGGGAAGCCAAGGCUCCAGAGCCGGUGCGGGAUACGAAUGGCGGGCUCAUGGGCCGCAGCUUAGCGAGAUCACAGUCGUCUAUGCCUGCGCUGUCACGCGCCCUCUCGCGAACCACGUCGCAGUCACAAUCCCAGUCGCAGGCUCGGAGUCUGGCCAAAGCCCAGUCCGAGACUUUCGUUUCAGCCACGCCGGUCAAGGCCAACCCGUUCCGCCGCGCGGUACACCACCCAACCCCGAUCCGCGAGGAGCCGUCGUCGGCCGAACGCAGCGUGCGCUCCUAUGUUGCUGAGACGCCCAUUGCCAACCGAAUCGACCGCUCGCCCUACGUCGGAGAGACGCCGCGCGCACCUGCGCUCGUGGCGGAGACUCCUGUGGCGCGGCGGCACGGCCCCGCCUUGGUCGCUGAAACGCCGUACGCGCCUCGCAUCUCGACCAUUGCCGAGACGCCAGGUGGCGACAGCGAGGACGACCUCGCGGGGCUCAUGGUGCCGACCGACGACGAGGAGAGCGACUAA
This is a messenger RNA of Cutaneotrichosporon cavernicola, 1653 nucleotides long. RefSeq lists its product as uncharacterized. The transcript is spliced from 4 exons. Bases 1 to 1653 code for a protein of 550 amino acids. NCBI's taxonomy places the organism in Eukaryota, Fungi, Basidiomycota, Tremellomycetes, Trichosporonales, Trichosporonaceae. The record is from RefSeq and is a predicted model, not a curated record.